This is a messenger RNA of Penicillium malachiteum, 720 nucleotides long. RefSeq names its product SNUT3/LISCH7 family protein. The record is from RefSeq and is a predicted model, not a curated record. Bases 1 to 720 code for a protein of 239 amino acids. NCBI's taxonomy places the organism in Eukaryota, Fungi, Ascomycota, Eurotiomycetes, Eurotiales, Aspergillaceae. Gene Ontology annotation, biological process: RNA splicing. Gene Ontology annotation, cellular component: precatalytic spliceosome. The transcript has 2 exons.
AUGGCUGAGCCUCCAACAAAGCGAGCCCGACGAGUCGAUAGUAGUGCGAUGUGGGAAAAGAAUGACUCUUAUGGACGCCAACCGGACUCAGGCUCAAAUGCCGACCCCAGACGCUCACCCGCACCCCGAGAUGACAGACGCGACGGUCCUCGUGACGAGCGACGAUACAGAUCGCGCUCGCGAGAUCGCAAGAACACACGGCGAGACAGGAGCUGGUCUCGAGAUCGCCGCGACUCAGACCGAAGGAAUAGAGAUCGGGAUGACCGUGGGCCCAGGGACCGCAAGAGGAGUACUAGCCGAGACCGUGGCCAUGAUCGACGAGGUAAUGCAUCUAAAGGCGACAAUGUUCGCGACCGUUCUCGCUCCCGAUCACCCGCCCGAAAUGGAAAUACUGGACCCGGAACCCGAUCUCCUCCCCCUCGUGGCCACAAAGAUGACUGCCGACCUGGUCGCCGAGAGCGAGGCCAUGAGGACGCUAGGCAUGCUAAUGGUUCCAAUUUGAAGGAUGAAAUGGACGUCGAUUUCAAGGAGGACGCUGAUGAGGAUGAGAUCGAGGCAAUGAUGCGCAAAGCAAUGGGAUUCUCCCGUUUCCGAACCACCAAAAACACAAAAGUACCUGGAAAUGAUAUCUACGGUGUGCGCAAGGAGAAGAAGACGGAGUACCGCCAGUACAUGAACCGUUCUGGUGGUUUCAACCGACCGCUCAGUCCCUCGCGGUAA